Messenger RNA from Vavraia culicis subsp. floridensis, 303 nucleotides. RefSeq lists its product as uncharacterized. Bases 1 to 303 code for a protein of 100 amino acids. The transcript has a single exon. NCBI's taxonomy places the organism in Eukaryota, Fungi, Microsporidia, Pleistophoridae. The record is from RefSeq and is a predicted model, not a curated record.
AUGCAGAGUUUCCAAAGACUAUUCUCUGGUGUGAUAUCAAGCUCAAUAUUAGCUUCUUGCCGUUUUAACCAGAGAGACUGCAUUCAGUCGCAACUACUCGAUCAUAGAGUGGGAUGUGAAUCUAGCAGACUCUAUACUUGCACCUCCAAUAACGAUAGUAUAUUGGUACGGCAAAACAAUGUCAAAAUCGGAUUUGAUGUGAUUGUGAACGAUGGAUAUGCGAUAUGUGAAACAGCGAAUGUAUUAGGUGUAGUUGUAUUCCUUUUGCGAGCAGAUGAGAGAAACAUUGCGAUAGAAGAUUGA